UUGCCAAGAGCCGGCGGCGCCGGAAGGGGCGGGGUUGUUUCCGCUGUGCACUUGGUCGGACGCGUGCGUUUGUGGGUGCGGGCGCCGGCGGCCCAGCCUGGGGGAUGUCGCGUGCGGGCAGCGCGGUGAGGGCGGCCCCCGGCGGGGGCAGCGGCAGUGGCGGCAGCGCGCUCUUCUCGGGCUUCCGCGCUCUCGGCCUUUACUCCAACCACCUGCCCCACGUGCUGCGCUACCACCAGCGCCACCGCGAGUUCUACCUGCUCACCGCCGCGGGGAGGAGCUUCCACACCUACAACGUAAAGAAACUUGGUAUAGUUGCUGUUAGUAAUGCUUUAUUACAAGACAUUACUUGUUUGGCAGCAGACAGAAUGUUGGUCUUCGCUUCAUAUGGCAAUCUUCUCCAUGCUUUUGCCCGGAACAAAGAGGUGGUUCAUAUAUAUGAUGGUCACAAAGGAGAAAUUCACCUUUUGCAGCCAUUUGGUGAUCAUGUCAUCUCUGUGGAUAUUGAUAAUGUUCUUAUUGUUUGGGAUGUACAAUCAGAAGAAGAAUACCUACAACUGAAUUUUGAUAAGGCUGUUUUUGCAGUUUCUGCAAUUAUGCAUCCAAGUACCUACUUAAAUAAAAUUCUCCUUGGCAGUGAACAAGGAAGCCUGCAGUUAUGGAAUGUAAAAUCCAACAAACUUUUAUACUCAUUUCCAGGAUGGGGUUUAGGGGGUGUGACAACCCUCGAACAGGCACCAGCAGUAGAUGUAGUUGCAAUAGGUCUCGUGUCUGGUCAUAUCAUUGUGCACAACAUUAAGUUUGAUGAAACACUGAUGAAAUUUCAGCAAGACUGGGGUCCCAUCACAGCAAUAUCUUUCCGUACAGAUGGUCAUCCAGUCAUGGCAGCCGGAAGUCCUAUUGGACACAUUGCACUGUGGGAUCUGGAAGAGAAGAAACUAAUUAGUCAAAUGCGAAAUGCCCAUUCCACAGCAAUAGCUGGUAUGUCAUUUGUCCAGGGAGAGCCACUUCUUGUUACUAAUGGUGCUGAUAAUGCUAUAAAGAUAUGGAUCUUUGAUGGCCCUGGAGGUGGUGGUCGUUUGUUGAGGUGCCGUAUGGGACAUAGUGCUCCUCCAACAAAAAUCAGAUACCAUGGGCAAAAUGGACAACAAAUUCUUAGUGCAGGUCAGGAUGGAACCUUGCAGUCUUUUUCCACAGUGCAUGAAAGGUUCAAUAAAAGUUUAGGACGUGGUUCUAUAAACAAAAAGAAAUCAAAAAGGAAAGGUCUUCAGUAUGAUACAAUGGCCCUUCCACCUAUUACUGCAUUUGCAACAGAGAUAGCACGUCAGAAUGACUGGGAUGGGAUCAUUGCUUGCCAUCAAGGUUAUAUAACUUGUACAACCUGGAACUACCAGAAAACUUCCAUGGGAGCCCAUAAACUGAAACCAAAAGCAUUCAGCAAAAACAAGCCUCUUGAUGUAUAUGCAACAGUAGUUGACAUUACUACAUGUGGAAACUUUGCUGUAAUUGGGCUUUCAACAGGACAUGUAGAUGUAUACAACAUGCAGUCUGGCAUUCACCGAGGACAUUAUGGAAAAGAAAAAGCACAUGAAGGUGCCAUUAGAGGGGUAGCAGUGGAUGGAUUAAACCAGUUGACAAUCACAGCUGGAAGUGAAGGAUUCAUUAAAUUCUGGAAGUUCAAGACCAUGGACCUAGUUUACUCUGCAAAUCUCUCUUCUUCUCCAAGUGCAAUGCUGCUUCACAGAGACAGUGGUAUUCUGGGAAUUGCCUCAGAUGACUUUGGCAUUAGCGUUUUGGAUAUAGAAACAAGAAGGAUCGUCAGGAAGUUCUCUGGACACCACAGCCAGAUUAAUGACAUGACUUUCAGUCCCGAUGGCCGUUGGCUAAUAACUGCAUCAAUGGAUUGCACCAUUAAGACUUGGGACCUCCCAUCUGGAUGCCUCAUAGAUUGUUUUUUGUUAGACUCAGCAGCUAUCAGCAUUUCUAUGUCUCCUACUGGAGACUUUCUAGCUUCAUCACAUGUAGAUGAUCUUGGAAUUUAUCUAUGGUCUAACCGUUCCUUGUAUUCGCUUGUCUCUUUACGGCCACUUCCAGCAGAUUAUGAGCCUUCUGUAAUAAUGCUUCCAGGAACUUGCCCUGCACAAGAUGUGGACAUCACAGGAGAUGAAGAAACAAGCGAUGAAAUGAUAGACUAUAAUUCACCAGAGCAAUUGGAAGAGCAGCUAGUGACCUUGUCGUCACUGUCUGAAUCAAGAUGGAAAAACCUCCUCAAUCUUGAUGUUAUCAAGAAAAAGAAUAAACCAAGAGAGCCACCGAAAGUUCCCAAAUCAGCUCCAUUCUUCAUCCCAACAGUUCCUGGCCUCAUACCGCGAUAUGCUGCUGCUAAGCAAGAAAAUGAUGGACAGCAGUCAAAGGUAGUAAACCUUGGAGUAUUGGCACAAAAAUCUGAUUUCUACGUUCAACUUGAAGAAGCCUUGAGCAGUAAUGAGUAUAAAUCUCCACUUAAUAUUCUAAAGGAAAUGGGACCAUCUAGUAUUGAGACAGAGCUAAGAGGCUUGGCUCCAGAUGCUGGUGGCUCUGUAGAGGUGAUGAAAAGCUUUUUGAGACUGAUUGGGACAAUGUUGAACACAAAGUGUGACUUUGAGCUGGCCCAGGCAUAUCUUGCAUUGUUUUUAAAGUUGCACCUUAAAAUCCUUUCCUCAGAGCCAGUCUUGCUGGAAGAAAUAGCCAAAGUGUCAACCCAACUAGAGGAAACCUGGAUCCAUUUACAGACUCUCUUCAAUCAAAGUCUGUGUGUGUUAAAUUAUAUGAAAAGUGCUUUGUUAUAAUGUGCCUUUGUUCCUAUUUAAGAAUACUAAUGUUGGAUAAAAAUCCUCUCAGAUUGAUGGUACUUUUAACAUUGCAGAUAAGUUUCUGAUUCCAACAAUACAGCUUUUGUAUGUCUUUGUUAAAUAAUACAGAAUUAAAUAUUUAACUUUUAUUUAGCUCAUUUAAAUUCAUUGUCAAAAUUUGAACUUACAAAAUUUUAAAAUGUAAAGUGCCCCACUAAAUGACUACUGGAGGCAAUGUAAAUUAUUUUUAAAGAUGAAUAAACAUUAAGGACAAAUAUAGUGUAGCAAAUCUAUAUUAUCGUGACCAAAAACAUAUAAUGGGGCAACAAAUUAUGAGAGAGAAAGCAAUAAACCUGCCAGUCUCUGUGUAUAGAAAAUACUUUGUGUUUGUUAGACUUAUGCUGUAGUUUAAGAAAAGCCAUUGCUUUAACAAAUGUUAACUGUGAGGUAAAACAGUGAUACAGAAGCUGCACAUCUCCUUGAAGCCAAAUUGUCAUUGUCAUGACUAAGUGCUUGCUAAAUCCAAUUUGAAGAAACUAGUUUGUUUUCA
Molecule: messenger RNA, 3381 nt
Organism: Chrysemys picta bellii (western painted turtle)
Lineage: Eukaryota; Metazoa; Chordata; Testudines; Emydidae
Gene: WDR36
Product: WD repeat domain 36
Biological process (GO): rRNA processing
Cellular component (GO): Pwp2p-containing subcomplex of 90S preribosome; small-subunit processome
Molecular function (GO): protein binding
Source: RefSeq, a predicted model, not a curated record